Pteronotus mesoamericanus is the source of this 1622-nucleotide messenger RNA. RefSeq names its product cytohesin 1 interacting protein (gene CYTIP). Gene Ontology annotation, biological process: regulation of cell adhesion. The transcript has 8 exons. The record is from RefSeq and is a predicted model, not a curated record. Gene Ontology annotation, molecular function: protein binding. Bases 103 to 1185 code for a protein of 360 amino acids. Gene Ontology annotation, cellular component: cell cortex. NCBI's taxonomy places the organism in Eukaryota, Metazoa, Chordata, Mammalia, Chiroptera, Mormoopidae.
GCUUUGCUACUUCUGAUUACUUGUCAGAGGGUUUUACUUUUAGCUUCCCUCAUCCUGCAAGGCCACUCAACCAUGUACCAGCUGGAGUGAUCUUUAUUCACAAUGUCUUUACAAAGGCUCAUGCAACAGAGCAGCAAUGGCAAUUUGGCGGACUACUGCGCUGGUCCAGCAUAUAGCUCUUACCCCACACUUACUGGCAACUUUUCCAUGGAUGAUAACAGAAGGAUUCAAAUGCUGGCUGACACUGUGGCUACUUUGCCUCGGGGACGGAAGCAGCAGCUUGCUUUGUCGAGAUCAAGUUCUUUAGGUGACUUCUCCUGGUCUCAAAGAAAGCUUAUUACUGUGGAAAAGCAGGAUAAUGGAACAUUUGGAUUUGAAAUUCAGACUUACAGGCUCCAGAACCAGAAUACCUGCUCCUCAGAGCUGUGCACUCUGAUCUUCAAGAUCCAGGAGGACAGCCCAGCGCACUGUGCUGGCCUGCAAGCUGGUGAUGUCCUUGCAAAUAUCAAUGGUGUGGGCACGGAAGGCUUUACCCACAAGCAAGUCGUUGACCUGAUCAGAUCGUCAGGAAACCUGCUAACAUUAGAGACUUUUAACGGAACAACAAUUCUCAAAAAAGCCGAGCUUGAAGCAAAGCUGCAAGUUUUAAAGCAAAACUUGAAGAAGAAAUGGGUGGAGUUCAGAACUCUGCAGUUACAGGAACAGCGCCUGCUUCAUGGUGACGCAGCUAAUUGCCCAAGUUUGGAAAACAUGGACAUAGAUGAAUCCCUUUUGUUUGGGAACUUGCCUGGGUCAGGCUCAGCCCUCCGGGACCGGAAUCGCUUAUCCAGUGAGAGCAGUUGUAAGAGCUGCCUGAGCUCCAUGACGAUGGACAGUGAGGAUGGCUAUCAGGCAUGCAUGUCUGAGGACUCCGGCAAGGGCGCCUUCAGCCGGCAGACAAGCACAGACGAUGAGUGCUUCGUCCUCAAGGAUGGGGACGAUUUUCUGAAAUGGUCAUCCUCGAGGAGAAACCGGAACAUUAGUUCCGCCAGCAGUGGGUCCAUGUCUCCCUUGUGGGAAGGCAACUUCUCAAGCAUGUUUGGGACCCUGCCCCGAAAGAGCAGAAAGGGAAGUGUCCGGAAACAACUCUUGAAAUUCAUCCCUGGCCUUCACCGCCCUGUGGAAGAGGAAGAGAGUCGCUUCUGAUGGGCUGUGAUGCUGUCCUUAUGAGCUUAUUUCAUAUUUCUAGACUUGUUUAGAUCAACUCCACCCAGUUUAGUGGGAAAGUGCAGAUGAAUUGCAAAACUGACAUCCCAUUUCAUGGCAAUAGUGACCUUUAUUUAAAAUUUUUCUGUCAUAACUUUUGCUUCUUAAUUUCUCAACUACAACAGCUCAAGUUCUAAGCAGACAGUCGGGAAAUAAAAUUGUUAAGUUAGAUAAAAUGACAAACUAACACAAGUGCUUGCUCAUUCUAAUGCUUCCUUUGAAGGCAAGAGUAAUAUUUAUUUUGUGGAUUAUCCAGGUGAAAAAUUGAGAACUUUGGAGUCAAGUGUAAAUAAGAGAGUAACAAUAUAAUUAUUUGGAAUAAACUUUUGUAAGUUAAUAGAUAUCAAAACUUGAUGUUAGCUUAAACUCAGUAACCU